Messenger RNA from Lachancea fermentati, 609 nucleotides. Lineage: Eukaryota; Fungi; Ascomycota; Saccharomycetes; Saccharomycetales; Saccharomycetaceae. The record is from the annotation of a GenBank genome assembly.
AUGGACGGGGACAUAGUUGCACUCUGUGAUAAACUAUACCAAGAGUACCUUCUCAUCCACCUUAUAUAUCACAGAAACAAGAAUCAGCAUCGAGCUUCUAUCUGGUGGAGGCAGUUCAAUGAACUUAAGCGCACGGUAUCUCAAGUCCUCAAACAACUACGAAAACAUAAGCCAUCUGACAAAGACGGCAUUACGUUAUUCUCCCUGCUCAAGCGGCUGAGGAAUCAGCAAGUGUCGAAGAUGUACUACGGAUUCAAUGGCGUGAUAGCCCUUGGUCAAUUCGUGACACUUGGCGUUGUCUUAGUUGGCCUUCUAGCACGCGUAUACGGGAUCUUUACCGAAAUUUCAAAGUUGAAAGAAGAAAGGUUUGUUAAACUUGGAUGCGUUUUUCAUGAUCCCAGAAGGAUAGAGUCCUCAACCCAGCUGAGAUUGCAAAAUAUCAACGGAGAGGAGAUAGGAGAAGAAGUCACGGAAGGUUACUUGAACAAAUUCAAUGAGGUGAAAUCUUUUGAGCGGACGAAUCCAGUCAAAACGACAGGUUCCAAGGUUAAGAAAAAAGCUAAAAAAGGAAAGAAAAAGAGGUCAGUAAUUGAUGAUAUUUUUGGAUAA